Necator americanus (New World hookworm) is the source of this 315-nucleotide messenger RNA. RefSeq lists its product as uncharacterized. The coding region runs from base 1 to 315 and encodes 104 amino acids. Lineage: Eukaryota; Metazoa; Nematoda; Chromadorea; Rhabditida; Ancylostomatidae. The transcript has a single exon. The record is from RefSeq and is a predicted model, not a curated record.
AUGAGAUUUUUCGGGAAGAAGGACUUUCUCAACUGUGAGACCGCUUGGCGCAAUGGUAGCGCGUUCGACUCCAGAUCGAAAGGUUGGGCGUUCGAUCCGCUCAGUGGUCAGGAGUUUUGCACUCGGCCGAAAACUACAUACCCUCUACCGUAUGCUCGAAUAGUGGUGGGAAACAUGAGACUCUUCGGGAAGAAGGACUUUCUCAACUGUGAGACCGCUUGGCGCAAUGGUAGCGCGUUCGACUCCAGAUCGAAAGGUUGGGCGUUCGAUCCGCUCAGUGGUCAGGAGUUUUGCACUCGGCCGAAAACUACAUAG